Messenger RNA from Annulohypoxylon truncatum, 3542 nucleotides. RefSeq names its product glycoside hydrolase family 3 protein. Bases 504 to 3071 code for a protein of 855 amino acids. The record is from RefSeq and is a predicted model, not a curated record. Gene Ontology annotation, molecular function: beta-glucosidase activity. NCBI's taxonomy places the organism in Eukaryota, Fungi, Ascomycota, Sordariomycetes, Xylariales, Hypoxylaceae. The transcript is spliced from 5 exons. Gene Ontology annotation, biological process: glucan catabolic process.
CAUCAGCCUGUUAACUGAGAUCAUCGAAAAUGUAGGAAACAGCGUUCUCGUAUUUUCGCCGAGCCUCGCAUCUAGGAGUUGAGUUUCUUCUUUUUUUCUUCUAUUACUCAACUAACAUUCGUUUGUCUCAAAACAUACACUCUGACUACGGAACUGAUAAUAUCUAAUAAACAAAACUUCAUCGCCUUUUGACGAGUGUUGUAUUUGCAUGGUUCAUUGUCCCAUUCCAAGCAUUUAAAGGUCCUACAAUAAAAGCAUUCACUAUUGUAACUGAAAGUGCCUCCAAGCUAAACCGGUCGCUUGUCUACCAUCGUCUACUAUUGUUUACCAUAUACCCUGGGAACACAUAAUUUUGACGUUUCUCCCCCCAACCUAUUCUGUAGCUCCCAAGUUGUUUCAGCUUGGAUCACAGGCGCGGGCAAUUUAAUCUUUUGGUUUCUUGAAAGGGAGUUCAAAUCCUCUACGAUACCACCAGAUGACAGACCAUUCACCACACAUCCAAGAUGGCAGAAUCAAAGCAAAAUCCGCCUUGGAUGUCUGAAGGCCAAGCGGUACUACCACAACAACCGCAAAAGCGUUCAUGGUGGAAUAAUCAACAGCAACGCUUCCCUAUCUUGCAAAAGAAAAGAGGCGUUGCUCUCCUUAUCACCAUCAUGGUAUUACCUCUCUUCGGCCUAUUAGGCCUUCUUGCCUUACGAAAUCGAGGCGGCGGCAGCAGCGAGUCUGCGGGAGGAACUGGGAGUACUGGCCUCGUUACGGACGACACUUAUUUCUAUGGUCAAUCAGAGCCUGUUUAUCCUUCGCCGAUGAUGACGGGUACUGGAGCAUGGGCCGAUGCUUACACCAAGGCCCUCAAUUUCGUAAAACAACUUACGACCGAGGAAAAGGUAAGCCUAGCCUCGGGCCUCUCUUCAUCGACCGGCAGUUCCGGCACGGUAAAUGGUUGCUCGGGGAACAUCGACGCCAUACCCCGAAUGAAUUUUUCGGGAUUUUGUCUCAACGAUGCCGGCCAGGGUGUUCGUGGCACGGAUUUUGUCAGCGGAUUCCCAAGCGGCCUCCAUGUCGCCGCCAGCUGGAACAAGGUCUUAGCUCGAAGCCGUGCUGAGAGUAUGGGUCUCGAGUUCAGAGUCAAGGGAGUUCAAAUCCAUCUCGGACCCGUUGUUGGCCCACUCGGCCGAGUAGUACGCGGCGGCCGUAAUUGGGAGGGCUUCUCACCUGACCCGUACCUCUCGGGUGCACUUGUAUCAGAAACCGUACAGGGUAUCCAAUCUCAAGGUGUCAUCACAAGCACAAAGCACUUCAUUGGUAAUGAACAAGAGACGAACCGACAGCCUACUGGUGAUGUCGAAUCCUUCUCGGCUAAUAUUGAUGACCAGACUCUGCACGAACUUUACUUGUGGCCCUUCCAAGAUGCUGUCAAAGCCGGCACUGCCAACGUUAUGUGCUCAUACAAUCGAGUCAACAAUUCGUAUGCUUGUGCGAACAGCAAACUCCAGAAUGGUAUCCUCAAAACGGAGCUAGGCUUUCAAGGAGCUAUCACCUCGGACUGGGGUGCCAUGCAUGCUGGUGUAGCGUCAGCUGAGGCCGGAAUGGACAUGGUAAUGCCGAAUUCUGAUCUAUGGGGAGACAACCUUACGAAGGCGGUCAAGAACGGAUCAGUCACGGAGGAUCGUAUAAAUGACAUGGCUACACGAAUCAUGGCCGGUUACUACCAACUGGGGCAGGACCAAGGAUUCCCGGAUCCUGGUAUCGGCAUGCCUGCAGACUUGUCCAAACCGCACGACAUCGUCGAUGCAAGAAACAUUUCAUCUCAGAAGAUUCUGUUAGAUGGUGCUAUCGAAGGCCACGUCUUACUGAAGAACAGGAACAACACCCUCCCGCUGAAAAAGCCGAAGAUACUCUCGAUAUUCGGCUACUCCGCCAAGAACCCUGAUCAAUGGAACUACAAACCAAACGGUGGCGUUGCCGCGUGGACCUUUGGAGGCGAAUCAUCCUAUCUCGGGCGCGACACAGCAGCUGGGUUUUCAGGCCACUACUAUGAAGCCUUCUCUGACAUAGCUCCCAACGGAACAAUAUUCAGCGGUGGGGGUUCCGGCGCCGUGACACCCGCUUCCGUUAGCGCGCCAUUUGACGCCCUGAACGCCCGCGCGUUGGACGAUCGUACCGCCGUGUUCUGGGAUUUCUUCAACCCCGAGCCAGACGUUACCGCCACGUCCGAUCCUUGCCUUGUCAUCGUCAAUGCGUUCGCAAGUGAAGGAUAUGAUCGCCCGGGUCUGCGAGACGAUUAUACUGACGGAUUGAUCCGGCACGUGGCAGACCGAUGCAACAAUACUAUAGUGGUCUUUCAUAAUGCCGGCGUCCGACUUGUAGACCAAUGGAUUGACCACCCCAACGUGACAGCACUGAUAUUCGCGCACUUACCUGGAGAAGCAUCCGGUCGAGCGCUCGUAUCACUCCUCUAUGGAGAAUCAAACCCGUCCGGUAAGCUACCUUUCACGAUCGCCCGCAACGAGUCCGACUAUGAAGCAUUCGCGGGACCCGACCUUCCAUCCGGCCAAUUUGAAAAGUUCCCGCAGUCCAAUUUCAGCGUCGAGGGCGUGUACAUCGACUAUCGCCAUUUUGAUCUCAAGAACAUCACACCCCGGUACGAAUUCGGGUUUGGUUUGAGCUACACUACGUUCGAGUAUUCGGACCUACAGGUCACGAAACAAAACAGUACGAAUACGGACGAAUAUCCCACCGGCGCGAUUCGCGAAGGCGGACAAGAAGACCUGUGGGAUGUGGUGGCGACGGUCAACGCGACUAUUCGGAACAGCGGCGAUGUGGACGGUGCUGAGGUCGCGCAGUUGUACGUGGGCAUCCCGAACGCGCCUGCGAAACAGCUUCGCGGUUUCGAGAAGCCGGCGGUGAAUUCGUCAGCUACGGUGACGGUCGGGUUUGAACUUACGAGACGAGAUCUUAGUAUUUGGGAUGUGGUGGCCCAGAAAUGGCGCCUGCAGCCAGGCAAAUAUGGCGUUUUUGUGGGAGGCAGUAGCAGGAAUUUGCCGUUGACAGGCACUUUAACGAUAUAAUGAGUUGCACUAAAGGUAAAAGGGAUAGGUAUGGCCUGGUAAGGGUAAUGAUAAGGAUAUGAAUAGGGUAUGGCUAGGGUAUGGAUAUGCUGCAUGAGACUGACUAGGUACACAUGAUAACAGGUGGGGAUAAGGGAAUACCUAAGGACAAUGCAGCUACAUAGGUAACAACUCUUAAUGCCACGAGACGAUCGCAUCUGCACGUUAGAGCCAUGAACCCGGUUCGCCAAAUAAAAGAUCGGUUGGAGUUACUCUUGGGAGGGUGGCUGCUAGAGUGGCAAUGGCCAUUACGAAGACCUCUACAUGAACUGCGUUCGGACCAGUAUUCGGAGCUAUACCUUUCUCGCGUGUUACAUAAGGCGACCCUUGAAGUGAGAGAUUUGAUUUAGGAAAAAAAACUCUGUUAUAAAUCUAUGAUGGAUGGGAUGUUACUAUUGACGGGAUAAAAACUAGGGCGUAUCGAGCUAGAAU